Colletotrichum spaethianum is the source of this 1860-nucleotide messenger RNA. RefSeq names its product citrinin biosynthesis cluster MFS transporter mrr1. The coding region runs from base 1 to 1860 and encodes 619 amino acids. The record is from RefSeq and is a predicted model, not a curated record. The transcript is spliced from 3 exons. Gene Ontology annotation, molecular function: transmembrane transporter activity. Lineage: Eukaryota; Fungi; Ascomycota; Sordariomycetes; Glomerellales; Glomerellaceae. Gene Ontology annotation, biological process: transmembrane transport.
AUGAGCGCCGCGCCCGAUCCGGAAACAGGACCCAUUGCGGCCGCCGAGACCGCGACGGCAACGUCAACCAGUUCUGGCCAAGACUCGCCGCCACUGCGUCCGUUGAAGGGUGUCGAGUCUCGGCAUAGCCACCGCAGCCGAGCCUCGUCCCACUCGUCCACCGGUACCGACCCGCUUGAGCCCCUCGAGCAAGCCCUGACGCCUGACCUCGAGACGGAGGCUGAGCAUGUUGCCAGAGAGCCCAUCACGUACAUGCGCACCGGCACGAGUAUCGGCAGCACCGCAUCGCGGCCCCCGGAUUUUGAAGUUGUCUUUGAGCCGGACGAUCCCGAGAACCCCAAGAACUGGCCGUUGUGGUACCGUGGCUGGACUAUCUUUGUCGUGUCACUAUCUACUUGGAUCAUCGUACUGUAUAGCACGAGCUAUACCGCCUCCAUUCCGGGUCUCGUUGAGGAGUACCACUCGACGCAGGUCAUUGCGACGCUUGGUGUUACGACAUACCUCCUCGGUCUUGCAGCUGGCAGCUUGAUUGUGGCACCGAUGAGUGAGCUGUACGGCCGCCAUUAUGUCUAUAUUGGUUGCUUCACCGUAUCAUCACUCUUGAUUAUCCCUUGCGGUCUGGCGAAGUCCCUGACCACCCUAAUCGUCGUCCGCUUCUUCGGCGCAUUGUUCGGAGCUGCCUUGAUUGCCAACAGCCCAGGAACAGUAGUUGAUAUAUCAACCGAGGAAUAUCGUGCACUAGCCAUGUCUUUUUACAGUAUUGCACCCCUGAAUGGUCCCGUAACAGGACCCCUCAUCGGUGGCUUCGUCUUUCAGUACAUGGGCUGGAGAUGGACUAAUUGGAUUGUUCUCAUCCUUGCCGGUGUUGGCAUCGCCCUUAUGUUCACCCUUCGCGAAACGUACGCACCGACUAUCCUCCAGCGCAAGGCAGCACGGAUGCGUAAGGAGACAGACGACCCGCGUUGGUGGUGCCGCUACGACGAGAAAGUUUCUAAGAUCCAUCUUAUCAAGCUGAAUCUAAGUCGACCCUUCGUUUUAAGUUUCACAGAACCCAUUCUGUGGUUCUUCAAUCUAUGGAUCUCCCUCAUCUACGGCAUUCUCUAUCUAUGCUUCGUCGCAUACCCGAUUGUUUUCUCACAGUACCGCGGCUGGGGACCAGGCGUCUCAGGCCUUGCUUUCAUCGGCAUCGGCAUCGGCACUAUCCUGGCCAUCUGCUGCGAGCCCAUCUUCCGUCGCAUCAUUAACGCCCAUCCAAAGGACCCUGUGACCGGUCGCGUCCCUCCCGAGGCCACUGCCCGGGUCAUGACUAUAGGCGCCGUCCUCACCCCCGUUGGCCAACUUGUCUUCUCCUGGACAUGUCUGCCGGCUACUAUCCACUGGGCGAUCCCCAUUGCUUUCGGAAUUCCCUUUGGCGCCGGUAAUACAAUAUCAUUCAUCUAUGGCUCGAACUACCUCGCAGGAGCCUACGGGAUCUACGCUGCCUCCGCUUUGGCAGGAAACGCUGUUAUGCGAUCUAUGUUUGGAGGCACGUUGCCCCUCGCGGGGCCAUCCAUGUACAAAGCCUUGACGCCCCAGUGGGCUGGCACGCUGUGCGGGCUACUCGAGCUCGCACUCAUCCCCAUCCCCCUUAUCUUCUGGCGGUACGGCGAGCGAAUUCGUGCCAAGAGCCCCGUCAUCAGGCAGAUGAGGGAAGACCAGGAGAAGAACGAGACCAAACGUGCCAAACAGCAGGCACGUAUGGAAAGGAAAAAGGACAGAGAAGCCGCUGCCGCGGCUGCUGCCGGUACUGGUGAGAAGUCGACUGGCGUACUGGCGAACGAGGAGCAGACCGAGCCAAGGGAUAUCGAGAAGAGUGUCUGA